CGUGUUUAGUGUUUUCAUCAGCUAAGGAAUGAUGCAAGCUCAAAUAAGGACUUUAAAAUGCAUUCAAUGCGACCAGGCAUUUACGGAUUCCGUGAAUAACUCGCGCAUUCUUAGACAAAGGUAAUUUUUCCAGGGCGAGCUUCACCGCGUGCUGGCGUGUUUCCGCCGAUUGGUCCGUUGCUUUUCGCGGGAACAAUGUUAUACCCUGUUUUAUUUCAAGUAAACUAAGAAACGACUCGGUCGAGAAAGAUGUUAGUGUUUUUGCAAUGCAUCUGGGCACUAAAUCUAUGAUCUCUGCUUGAAGCUGUACACCGAAGAGGGUGCAAGACACUAGUAAUACUGUGUGUGGAGUAGGGAGUGUUGUCACAUUAUGGCUGCUCAGGCUUUAUUAAGAAAACAACAGGAGUUAGAAGUGAAGAAACGCUUGGUUGAGAGUUUGCUGCAGUGUGAUGAUGUGGCAGCACCUUUGAUCCCAGCCAAGAUUAGAAGACAAGGAAUUGCUGACCAUGGGAGCUCAGGCACAAAAGAAGAGACAAAUCAAGAAUCCAAGUAUGCAAAUAGCAACAUCAUAGGUAACAUAUGUAGUUGUCCUGUCACUUGUCAUCACCAUCAGUGGUUUGGUGAGGCCACACCCACUCAGGAAGCCAUAGUAGCAAAUCAACAUCUACAGCUGCAAUUUGACUGUCUCCAUGGAAGAAGCUGUAUCCCCAGUUCCAGAGGGGCAUGCCUUUAUCAUCAUGCAUCACUACCCACUUGUGCAGUCUCUUUAGUGUCUCCUUUGUUGUGCAAUGGAGCUUGUGUACAAACAUCACAGCAUCUUCAUACAGUCUAUGAACAUCCUGAAAAGUAUGAAUUCACAACAAAAGGCCAGACACUAACUUCUGCACCAGGCCAUUUGGAAGAGCAGCUGUUGCCACUGUGCCCCUUUCAUCAGUGCCUACAGUACACUGCUUCAUGCAUUCAGCAUACCACCUGUCCUGUUGUUGUCCCUUUCAGGACACAGGAAGUAGAGCACUGCAAGCAUAUCAAGACAGCACCCCCAUCCUCCACAUCUUCAUCCUCAUCUUACUCUGUAACAACUACAGUGCCUUCAGAGAUUUACACACUGCCAAGUGUUGAUGCAGCAAUCAGUAACAAUGAAUCAACUGUCUUAUACCCUGAUGGAAGUUGUAAUGGGACAGUUCAUGAAGGCGUACAGUCUGUGUGUAAGAAUGGUGAACUACUGAUAUAUGCUGAAUUCUCAUACUAUGCUGUAGCUGAAGGUGAAAUACACACCCUGAAGUCUGUGUAA
Molecule: messenger RNA, 1291 nt
Organism: Protopterus annectens (West African lungfish)
Lineage: Eukaryota; Metazoa; Chordata; Ceratodontiformes; Protopteridae
Exons: 7
Coding region: 371-1291 (306 amino acids)
Source: RefSeq, a predicted model, not a curated record